AUUUUUCCCGCAGUUCACAGUAUCGUUGCUCACCUCCAUUUUUUAAUGGUUCCAUAGGGUUUCGAUCAUGUUUUAGUGAGAGUUUCUCCGCUGGGUUUUGACAGAUAUUUCGUCGAUUUGGCUAACAUGCUAUGAUGAAGUCUGGUUCUUGGAUGUUAUACAUAGAGCAACGUUCGUGACUGGAGUGCACCCAUACAGUUCGAGAAUGAAUCUUUCAAAGAACGCAGGUAGUGUUGCCGGGACACUGCCAAUUCCUAUGCGGUUCGUGUGGCCAUAUGGUGGAAGAGAAGUGUAUCUAUGCGGUUCAUUCACACGGUGGUCUGAGUUUCUACGUAUGUCGCCAGUUGAGGGUUGCCCGACUGUAUUUCAAGUCAUUCAUAGCUUGGCCCCUGGUUAUCAUCAGUACAAGUUUUUGGUUGAUAGAGAAUGGCGACAUGACGAGCAUCAACCUUAUGUAUCUGGAGAACAUGGGGUGGUUAACACUGUAUUUUUGGCUAAUCCUAAUGAAAUGCCUAUUUCAACUCCACAAGUAGCGUCUGGUUCUGGCAUGGAUGUGGAUAAUGAGGCUAUUCGGCGUAUGCAGGUUCAGUUAACGGAUGGUACAUUGACUGAGGUAUUGCCUAGAAUCUCAGACACUUAUGUACAGACCUCCCGCCAGCGUAUUUCUGCUUUCUUGUCGAUGCACACAGCUUAUGAAUUGCUUCCUGAGUCAGGCAAGGUUAUUGCGGUGGAUGUUGAUCUGCCAGUGAAACAUGCAUUUCAUAUAUUACACGAGCAGGGAAUACCUAUGGCUCCUCUUUGGGACUUCUGCAAGGGGCACUUUGUUGGCGUUCUUAGUCCUUUGGAUUUUAUUUUAAUCUUAAGAGAGCUUAAGAAUCAUGGAUCCAAUUUAACAGAAGAAGAGCUUGAAACGCAUACUAUAUCUUCUUGGAAAGAAGGAAAAUUAUAUCUGAACAGGCAACGCAAUGGACAUGGAACAGCACUUUCAAGACGUUUUAUCCAUGCAGGGCCAUUUGAUAAUUUGAAAGAUAUUGCCACAAAGAUCCUGCAAAAUGAGAUUUCAACAGUUCCUAUCAUCCAUUCGAAGUCUGAAGAUGGUUCAUUUCCACAGCUUUUACAUCUGGCCUCACUUUCUGGAAUACUUAAUUGCAUUUGCAGGUAUUUUAGGCAUUGCUCUAGUUCUUUGCCUAUACUCCAAUUACCGAUUUGUGCAGUUCCAGUGGGAACGUGGGUGCCCAAAAUUGGGGAAUCAAAUGGGCGACCUUUAGCUAUGUUGAGACCUAGUGCUUCUCUCACGUCAGCCCUAAAUUUAUUAGUUCAAGCCCAAAUAAGUUCUAUACCAAUAGUGGACGAUAAUGAUUCAUUACUAGAUAUAUAUUGUCGAAGUGAUAUAACAGCUUUGGCAAAGGACAGAGCUUAUACACACGUCAAUUUUGAUGAAAUGACUAUUCAUCAGGCUUUGCAGUUGGGCCAGGACUCGUACCAUUCAUAUGAUCUUAGGAGUCAGCGAUGUCAGAUGUGCCUGCGAUCUGAUUCUCUGCAUAAAGUGAUGGAACGGUUGGCAAAUCCAGGUGUUAGGCGUUUAGUUGUGGUGGAAGCCGGGAGCAAGCGAGUAGAAGGCAUUGUUUCACUGAGUGACAUUUUCAAAUUCUUCCUUGGUUAGCAUAGAAUGGGAAAUGAAGAAUUACAAUGGAUUGUCUAGUGGUUAUGACACUUGUGCAUAUAUUCAAGCAGCACCACCUGCUCAGCCAUUUUAAAAGAUUUCCAAUGCCCCUCUUUUUUCUUUUUAUUGGUAAUUUGAUCUCUUCCAUUAAAAAUAUUAUUGGAUCGGCCUCUUGCUUCAUUGCCUUGUUUUAAUGAUUUUAGGCUAGAGAAAGAGGUCUGUAACUUGAGAGUUAGGCCCCAUUUUUAUUUAUCUGCCCCAGCCCUUGUUGUCGUCAUUGUGCUCCCAUUACAAAAUACAAGAAAAAUGGGAGCUUAAGAUCUGUCGUCAUACCGUACUAUGAAGAUCGGGGAAGAUAAUUUAUGGGAGGAAGAAUAUUGCAAUUCUUGUGUUUUGUAUAGUUUAUUUAUGAUCAGCUUUCGGUCUUUGAAAUUGAAGGGGACUCCUUAGCUGGUACAAUGUGAUGUAAUAUUUUCUUCUCAUUUUCCUCGUUUUAAUGUACAACGAGAUUUUCCUGGACAAGUGUAAGCUGGUCACAGAAUAAUUUUUAUGCAUUUCUGAUAUGGAACUCGAACAGAGGAUUUUAAACUU
Messenger RNA from Neltuma alba, 2254 nucleotides. RefSeq names its product sucrose nonfermenting 4-like protein. The record is from RefSeq and is a predicted model, not a curated record. The coding region runs from base 206 to 1663 and encodes 485 amino acids. NCBI's taxonomy places the organism in Eukaryota, Viridiplantae, Streptophyta, Magnoliopsida, Fabales, Fabaceae. The transcript has 14 exons.